GUUGCUGUUAUGUAAGCUUCGAGGAAUUGCUGGUAGUAAUCUCGUCGCAGUGAAACCUAAUUAAAACAGAACGACUUGCGUCGAGUAUUCGUCAAGAUUUUCAAAGAAAAUCUUCACAGCUUCACAGAAUAAUGAUUGCUUUGGUGAAAAUGUCACUGCAAUUAUUUUGGAUCGUGAUGGAAGACAUUAUGAAUUUUAUUACCACGGCAUUAAAGGUUGUUCCAGUAUUUAGGCAGCUGAUUCCUAUUGAAAAGAAGAGAGUGAUAUACUAUUCCAGCAGAAAGGGAUUGGAGUGUAUCGCACCAUUGUUCACAUCUGUUGAGGAAACUCCAAAACCCAUGGUGGCAAAGAUCAAAGGGAACAUCCCAAAAUGGUUACAGGGAAGUCUGCUGAGAAAUGGGCCUGGAAAAUACGAGUUUGGAAAUGAUAGAUAUAAUCACUUUUUUGACAGCCUGGCCUUGAUGCAUCAAUUCAGAAUUGAUGAUGGUAUUGUUACCUACAUGAGCAAGUUUCUACGCAGUGACGCAUACCGUAUCAACAGUGAAUACAACCGAAUCAUGGUAUCAGAAUUUGGAACUUUAGCAAUGCCUGACCCUUGCAAAAACAUUUUUGAACGCUUCACUAGUCGAUUUGAAAACGUUGAUGCAACAGAUAAUGGCUCUGUGAACUUUGCACUGUACAAGGGAGACUACUAUGCAACCACAGAAACUAAUUUUAUCUAUAAAGUGAAUCCUAAUACUCUUGAAACUGAAGAAAAGAUAAAUUUGACCAAAUUUGUUGCAGUGAAUGGAGCCACAGCCCAUCCACAUUAUGAUCCCGAUGGGACAACCUACAACAUGGGCAACUCCUAUGGUAUAAAUGGUUUGAUGUAUAAUAUCAUUGCAAUUCCUCCACAACUAUCAGAUGAUGAAGAGACGCUUCAAGGGGCCAGGAUAGUUUGCGGCUUUAAACCAGAGUUCAGCACAAAGCCUUCUUAUUACCACAGCUUUGGAAUGACCAAAAACUACAUCAUAUUUAUUGAGCAACCUCUAAAAAUAAAUAUAAUGAAAAUUCUCACCUCCCAGCUCAGAGGUAAAAGUUUCGACUGUUCAAUAAGUUGGGAGCCAGAACUCAACACCAUUAUCCAUGUAGCUAAUAAACACACCGGAGAGGUGAAUCCCUUCAAAUAUUACACCGAAGCCUUCUGCUUGUUUCAUCAUAUUAAUGCCUUUGAGGAUAAUGGCUUUAUUGUACUUGAUUACUGCCGUUUUGAAAGUGGGAAUUUUCUGAACAAAUUAACUCUGCAAAACCUGCGGCAAAGUGGCGAAAAAUUGGAUGAGCUUUACAAUACACUUCCAAAAGGAUUGCCAAACAGGCUUGUUUUGCCUUUGAACAUCAACUCCAACAGACCGAUUGAAGAGAACCUCAACACUUUGACGUACAGCAGUGCACGUGCCUUCCAAAAGGCAGAAGGAAAGAUUUGGUGUGAGUCGGAGAAGCUCUAUGAUGAUGAUUUUCUGGAUGAAGGUGGAAUGGAAUUUCCACAAAUUAACUAUGCAAAGUACAGCACCAGAAAAUACAAAUACUUUUAUGCAUGUGGAACCAAGCAUGUGAUGCCGAACACUCUAAUAAAGAUGGAUGUGGAUACAAAGAAAUAUAAGAUCUGGAGUGAGAAAGGCUACUACCCAUCAGAACCAGUCUUUGUGCCUUCUCCUAAUGGAACAGAUGAGGAUGAUGGAGUUAUUUUGAGUGUAGCUAUUUCACCAAAUCAGAGCAAGGGUAGCAUGCUGCUUGUACUGGAUGCUAAGACCUUCACAGAAAUGGGGAGAGCAGAAGUGCCUGUUCGAAUAACAUUUGGAUUUCAUGGUGUCUUUGCAAAGCGUUAGAGUUUAUUGAAUCAAGUCUACAGUUUGCACUGCUCUGCUAUAUUACCUGUAAUCACUAGGUAUCUAAUAUAUUUUAACCAAAAGCUUACUAAUUUAUAUUAACAAAUAAUAGUAGAUAAAUUUAGAGUUAUAGUUUCCACUUGAACAAUUCAAUAUGUGUCAUAUUGGACAAAGAAUGUUCUCAGUCCCAAUGUGGGUAAAGGCCUUAGUUAGAGUUCGAUUUUAACAAUUCCUAUUUACAGUGGGUAGAUUAAAAGGAUCCGAUAAACCUAAAAUGCUGCCCUAUAGAUGAAGCCAAAGAAAAAACUUGAUCUUUUGUCUUCACUGUUCUGAUAGAUAGUCACUGAUAGUAUUAUAAUACCGAGAGUAGAUUGAUCCACACCACCCAAGCCCAUAUUGAUUCAGUGAAAGAGUGGGUAAUUUCCCAACUAAAACCUGAAACCUAUCAUUGUUGAUUAAUUUAAUGCAAAUCAAAUUGAUUUCUGGAAAUAAAUAUGAUUUUGGAAUUUAGUAUACGAGCAGUUUGAAACAUGCCUUAGUGAGACCAAGUGACCUUGGGAAGAAACAGUGGAUUUGGGCCAUUAGUUUCCAGUAUUCUCAACUACUGAAUAACUUCAUGUAUUGUUUCUGGAUCUACUGCAGAGUAAUUGAUAAACACUAAUUAGUCAAUAUUGACACAUGCUGCUAUGAGUGUAGUUGGAGGCUAAUUAACAGAAUUUGGUCUAGUUCCGUCCAGUAACAUUUCUGAAGAAGACAGAGAGAAAGAAUUUCUGUUACUUGGGAAAUUAGGAGGAUGACACAAGAUCAAAGAAGUUAGACCAAGGUCUUUCAAAAAGGAAUUGGAAAUUCUUCUAUUCACUAAGUGUGGUAAAGUUUGGGGAACUUAAGAAUAUAUCAGUUGCUAUUACAUAAACCAUUAAAAGAAAAAUCUAUCAAUUGAUAAAUUUUAGUUAAAGAAAGGAGUCAAAGAAUAUAGGAAGGGAUUAAGGCAGGAACCUGGCAUUACAUCAUGCUCGAAGGUUUGAGAUCUAUUAAACUGUGAUUGGAUAGGAUUUGAAAAUGGUACCACUUAACUAUUUACUCUAUUAUUGGCAAUAAAGUGUAAGGAUUAUGCAAAAUCUGGCACCAUCUACCCACACCAGGCUUCUUUAGUAAGAGCACAUCGCAUAUGGAGCCAAACCCUAAAAUAAGCCCCAAGUUUUGUCACUUUUUUACAAAUUACUUGACCAACUCCUGGGGCAGGAAUAGGAACUUUUCAGAUACUUUCAGCAUUUGGGAUGUAGGUCCACCUAGAUUAUGACAGUUUGCAAAUUGGAAAUGCAGCCAUGAACCCAGUUCCCACACAACAAGAGAUGCAGCGGUCUGUAAAUCCAUCCUGUUCUCCCAAAUGCUCAUUCAUAUACAUUGGCUAUAAAUAAAUUAGACAUUCAGAAGCUGGGAGGACCUGUAAUAAGGAGAUUAUCAGUCCAUUCCUUUUUUCAAUCACGAUCUAGAGACAUCUAGUAAAGGAUGGAAUGGAAACAGUUGAGCAAGAAUAGGAGAAUAAUUUAUCAUUUAAUUUGUGAUAGACCAAAACUGCAUUCAAAACUGUUAUCAGUCUUGUCAGCACCAAGUAUAAUGAAGUUUUAUGCUGUAUAUCAAUGACUUAGAUGAUAGAAUAGAUGGCUUUGUUGCCAAGUUUGCAGAUGAUAUGAAGAUUUUGAGUGCAAAACACCCUAAAAGUUAACUUGCAGGUUGAGUCAGUGGUAAGGAAGGCAAUUUAGGAUUCAUUUCAAGAGUUCUAAAAUAUAAGAGCAAAAAUGUGAUGCUGAGGCUUUAUAAGGCACUGGUGAAGCCUCACCUUGAGUAUUGUGAACAGUUUUAGGCUCCUUAUUUAAAAAAAGAUGUGCUGGCAUUGGAGAGCGUUCAGAGGAGGUUCACAAAGAUGAUCCUGGGAAUGAAAGGGCUAUCAUAUGAGGAACAUUUGAUGGCACUGGGCCUGUACUUGCUGGAAUUUAGAAGGAUGAGGGGAGAUAUCAUUGCCUCUUUCGCAUUUUGAAAGGCUAAGACAGACUAGAUGUGGAAAGGGUGUUUCCUAUGGUGGGGGAGUCUAGAACAAGAGGGCAGAGCCCCAGGAUAGAGGGUUGCCCAUUUAAACCAGAGAUGCGGAGAAAUUUCUUUAGCCAGAGGUUGAUGAAUUUGUGGAAUUUGUUACUACAGGCAGCUGUGGAGGCCAGGUCACUGUUGUGUCUCUUUAAGGUGGAGAUUGAUAGGUUCUUGAUUGGCUACAACAUCAAAUAUUACGGGGAGAAGGCUGGGGAGUGGGGCUGAGGAGGGGGAUAAAGGAUCGACCAUGACUGAAUGGCAGAACAGACUCGAUGGGCCAAUGGCCUAAUUCUGCUUCUACGUCUUAUGGUCUUAUGGUCCAAGUUCUAGUGGAAACUUUUAGCUGUUCCUAAAAAUAUGAAAGACUUUUUAACCAUCACGUAACCUCUUUAGUAAUAAGCAUUAUUAAAAAAGUAACAACUAUUUGAUAUAUUUGUUUGUGUACAAUAUUGAACUUGCAGCACUUGCAUACCGAUCUAUUAAUGAUUCUUUCUACUGCCAAAUAUAGAAAAUGGAAUUAAAAUGUUAUUCUUGACUUUCAUGCAAAAUUGUUGAUUCAAGAUUCUUUAUUCAAAAUUUAAGCUGUAAA
This is a messenger RNA of Hypanus sabinus (Atlantic stingray), 4539 nucleotides long. RefSeq names its product carotenoid-cleaving dioxygenase, mitochondrial-like. Gene Ontology annotation, cellular component: mitochondrion. NCBI's taxonomy places the organism in Eukaryota, Metazoa, Chordata, Chondrichthyes, Myliobatiformes, Dasyatidae. The record is from RefSeq and is a predicted model, not a curated record. The coding region runs from base 132 to 1865 and encodes 577 amino acids. Gene Ontology annotation, molecular function: beta-carotene 15,15'-dioxygenase activity; carotenoid dioxygenase activity. The transcript has 12 exons. Gene Ontology annotation, biological process: retinal metabolic process; carotene catabolic process.